AUGAGCAGCAGCACAGCAGAGCUGAAAUACAUAACCUCUCCAACGAGGUUCGUCACUGCUCUGAGAGGCACAGGUUUGGAAUCACCUCUUCGCUCUCCGUUUGGACAUUCGACCGACUUCGAUAUUUCCACAAGUGGUAUUGUCUUUCUUGCAAAAGAUGGACCGAGCUGUACAACCCAGCCUGCCAGUCUCAAUGUCUACUACAUUCCUCUCAAGACUUCUACUGAAAUGUCAAGGCCAAGACCUCAGAUCAUCAACAUAAAAGGCUUCGGAGGGCGGAGCUCCAACCCGGUAUUCUCUCCAAGCGGUAACUCUGUAGCGUUUCUGAAAAGGCGCGAGCUUGCAGACUCCAAUGACAGGAAACGAGUGAUCGUGGUUGACAACAUCCGUGACUUUCGAGCUCAUACGGCCAUUGACAAUAUGCCCACGCAGCAGAGUGAGAAAGACUGGCACUUGUCACCCUACAGUGUAGCUUGGAGUGACGAUGGCAAAGAGUUGUAUGUCGUUGCGGUGGAGACUGGUAUCCGGAGGCUGUUCAAGAUUCCUGCCAAUCUCUCUUCCAUCAAGACGGCGCCAGAACCCAUCACAAGCGAUAGCACUACGCCGGCGGAUGUGCGGCAUCUAAGAAUGGUGUUCUCUGCGCCAAUGGAUUUAACGCCAGAGCGCUCUCUGUGGGCUAGUAAAUCUAUCUUACGGCUAUUGUACGACCUGAUUCCCUCUGCUCUGCCUUAUGAGAUGAUGUCUUUUGCUGUUGAAGCAAAUUGGUGA
Letharia columbiana is the source of this 768-nucleotide messenger RNA. RefSeq lists its product as uncharacterized. NCBI's taxonomy places the organism in Eukaryota, Fungi, Ascomycota, Lecanoromycetes, Lecanorales, Parmeliaceae. Bases 1 to 768 code for a protein of 255 amino acids. The transcript has a single exon. The record is from RefSeq and is a predicted model, not a curated record.